AUGUUCUGGGAAAAACUUGACAGUCUCGUGCGGCGUAUCCCCGCUAAGGAGUGUCUUUUCGUGCUCAUGGAUGCCAAUGCCCAGACCGGAGGAGGGAUAGCCGGGGAAAACGAAGGAACCAUGGGCGAGUACGGGCGCAAUGAGCUGAACGACAACGGUCGGCUGCUGCUGACCUUCGCCACAGACAACAGACUAGCGGGCGUACCUCAGCCAGUGCGCCCAGUCAGAGCGGACUCAGACCACAACAUCGUAGUAGCCACCGUCGACCUCGGUGGCCGGCUGGCCCACAACCGACCUAUCCGGACAAACCCCAAACGGCGGCAGUUCAACCGACAGGAUCUGCAGGUCGAGGCAGCGCGAUGGGCGGUGUCCCAACGGUUUCUCUGCAACUUGCUCGCGAGGUCGGGCGCGCCGGCGACCACCGCUCAGGAAAUGGCGAAGGAGUUCACGGAGGCCCUGCUUGGCGCGGCGGAGACGGAGCUGUCUGAGGAACCCCGGAGGCGGCGCACCCCGGAAUGGAACAUGACCGCCGCGGCACGGGCAGCCCUGGCGACCGCCCUUGACAAGCGACGGGCGGCGCGGCAUGCCUUCAAGGCCAGACCGAACGCAGCAACGUGGAGGAUCCUCAAAGCAGCGUGCAAGGGGGUGAAGGCAACAAUCGCAACGAGCGUCUACGACCACCUGGAAGGGUACGUGACGGAGCUCGAAGCGAUUUACCAGGACCGCGACAUGCGGGGGCUAUACCAACACCUCAAGCGAUCAACGGGCCUCAGCGGGAGACAACUGAGAUUCUUCGAUACCCUCCUGAACUCCAAGUCCCCCACCCUGAACCCAGACGUUGUCGAACAGGUGACGCAGCGACCAGCGACGCGCGCCACCCGACGCCUGGCGGCGGUACCAGACCUCGAGGAGGUUGAGGUGGCAACGAAAGGUUUGGGGAACUGGAAGGCGGUUGGCCCCGACCUCCUUGCCGCCGAACUGCUCAAGGUCGACGGCGACGACGAGCCCAUUGUCCUGGAGCGCCUCCGUGCCAUCUUCGUCGAAGUGUGGAAUGGGGGAGAGAUGCCGCAGGAGUGGAAGGAUGCCAUCAUUAAGGUGUUGUACAAGAAGGGUGACCGGUCGAACUGA
Messenger RNA from Ectocarpus sp. CCAP 1310/34, 1128 nucleotides. The record is from the annotation of a GenBank genome assembly. Lineage: Eukaryota; Phaeophyceae; Ectocarpales; Ectocarpaceae.